Molecule: messenger RNA, 879 nt
Organism: Neolamprologus brichardi
Lineage: Eukaryota; Metazoa; Chordata; Actinopteri; Cichliformes; Cichlidae
Source: RefSeq, a predicted model, not a curated record
AAACACAGCCAUGGGGAAUGGAUGCGUUGCAGUCACCAAAUACUUUCUAUUUCUCUUCAACCUCCUCUUCUUUGUGUUUGGAGCCCUUAUCCUGGGCUUUGGACUGUGGGUUCUGCUUGAUAACAAGAGCUUCAUUGCUGUUCUACAGGAAUCAUCAGAUACUGUGAAAGUAGCCUCAUACAUCCUCAUCGGAGUGGGUUCCCUGACGAUGGCCAUGGGCUUCUUCGGCUGCAUUGGAUCCAUCUACGAAGUCCGUUGUCUUCUGGGUCUGUACUUCACCUGCCUCCUCCUCAUCCUCGUUGCCCAGAUCACUGCUGGAGUUCUCAUUUAUUUCCAGAGAGAUCGGUUGGCAUAUGAGAUGGACAGCAUUAUUAAGACUGUGAUCAUCACCUACCCCAAUAACAGGACCACAGAACACCCCUUGGACUACAUUCAGAGGACGAUGAAAUGCUGUGGUUUUACUGGGCCGGGCAACUGGUCUGAGAACCCUGUGAUCAAGAACAGCACCCAGGUGCAGUAUUCCUGCUCCUGUCGUAAUGAUUCCUUGCCUGGAGUGGAAAAGGUGCUAGCAGGCCUGUGUUCAACCUUGUCCUCGGAUCCACCUGUUUAUGAAACGGGCUGUAAAACCACCAUAGAAACAUGGCUAAAGGAUAACUUGGGAGUUAUUCUGGGGAUCUGUGCUGCCGUGGCAGUCGUGGAGCUCCUCGGGAUGAUCCUCUCCAUGUGUCUCUGCAAGAACGUUGGCCGGGAAGAUUACAGCAAAGUGCCGAAGUACUGAGCUGGAGCCAGCGUCACAUCACACACACAGAUGGACGGACUCUCCCUCUCUCUCCUCACAGCCCAGUCUUAUACACACACACACACACACACACACACACA